AUGACUGCCCUUCUCUGGACCUCGAUCUGUGACUUGGCCAAGAUGGCCGUCCUUUCGCGCCUGUCCAAUAUCGAGACGGGUGCACUGAUUGUGAUUGACCAGACAGAGGGGAGGAAAUACGUCUUUGGGCAGCCGAUUGAGGAUGGGGAAGAAGUUGACUGCCACUGUCACAACAAUGGGCGCAUCUCGUGUCUUGAAGGUCAUGAACCUCAUAUCGAGGUCAACGACAACGGCCUCACCCACGACGAAGAUUCAUCGCCCGCUGCUUCCCCCAACAACAACGACUCCUUGCCCACAGCAGGCGCCGACAACGCCCCCAAGACCACCAAUCUUCACAAACCCCCCACCACAACCCUCAUCAUCCGCUCCCUCACCGUCUACCCCCUCCUCCUCCUCCAAACAGACCACGGGUUUGCCUCGUCCUACCUCCUCUCUUACCUCGACGUGCGGCCCUCCCUCACUGCUUUCUUCCGCCUGUUCAUCCUGAACCGCGACACCCUCCACAACGGCACAACACUCCCCUCGCAAGUGCUCAACCGUCUCCUAGGAGGUGUCAAACAAGCCUGGGAUGUUGUGACCAAGUUGCUGGGGACACAAAAGGGGGAGUUGGCAAGGGCGAGGAGGGAUGUGAGGAGGCAUUAUGAUCUGGGGAAUGAGCUCUUCGCCGCAUUCUUAUCAAAGGAUAUGACGUAUUCGUGUCCCAUUUGGGAGGCGAACCCCCCUCUUGGGAGGGAGGAGACGUUGGAGGAAGCGCAGGACAGGAAAAUUAAACAUAUCAUAUCGCUUGCCCGGCUGAAACCGACUGACCACGUCUUGGAAAUUGGCUCUGGAUGGGGCAGCUUUGCGAUCACCGCCGCAAAAACUGUCGGGUGUCGGGUCACUUCUCUAACCCUCUCCCGCGAGCAGAAGGCUUGGACCGACCAAAAGAUCGCUGACGCAGAACUGGGGCAUUUGGUCGAGGUACUACUGAUGGAUUAUCGCGAGCUGGAACUGCCAGAGAGCGAGGAAGAGAGGUUUGACAAGGUCGUCUCAAUCGAGAUGAUCGAGGCGGUCGGGGAGAAGGGACUCAGGGGCUUCUUCGAGAGGGUGGAUGCGUUGGUGAAGCGGAGGGGCGGGAUUGUGGUGCUGCAGGGGAUUGUUAUGCCCGAGGGAAGGCAUGAAGAGUAUUCCAAAAGGGAGGACUUCAUCAACCGCUAUAUCUUCCCCGGCGGGUAUUUACCCUCGACGACGCAGCUCAUCAACCACAUUACUGCCGCAUCGACCGGGACGUUGAUCAUUGAGCGAAUCGAGAAUAUCGGAGGACACUACGCCCGUACCUUACGUCUCUGGAGGGAGCGGUUCCUGGCCAAUUUUGACAGCAAGAUCAAACCGGCGCUGACGAGGGAGAAUCCGAAUUGGACGGAGGGGGAUGUCGAGGUGUUCAGGAGAAAGUGGGAGUACUACUUCUCCUACUGCGAAGCAGGCUUCAUGACCAAGACCCUGGGCACGUGA
Messenger RNA from Thermochaetoides thermophila DSM 1495, 1491 nucleotides. RefSeq lists its product as uncharacterized. NCBI's taxonomy places the organism in Eukaryota, Fungi, Ascomycota, Sordariomycetes, Sordariales, Chaetomiaceae. The transcript is spliced from 3 exons. The record is from RefSeq and is a predicted model, not a curated record. The coding region runs from base 1 to 1491 and encodes 496 amino acids.